This is a messenger RNA of Scophthalmus maximus (turbot), 2398 nucleotides long. RefSeq names its product family with sequence similarity 43 member B (gene fam43b). The record is from RefSeq and is a predicted model, not a curated record. Lineage: Eukaryota; Metazoa; Chordata; Actinopteri; Pleuronectiformes; Scophthalmidae. The coding region runs from base 211 to 1230 and encodes 339 amino acids. The transcript has a single exon.
GGAGGAGGAGGAGGAGAGGAAGGAGGAGCGAGCGAGGGGAACCGACUGGCUGAGGCUCUCAGCUCUCAGUCUCUCCUCAGUGCUUCGCGAAGCAGCUUCUCUCGGUCUCUUUCCCUCCCUCUCUCGCACGCACCGGCUCUCCCACUCUUCCUGUCCGAGCCGGCGAGAGCGAACGCAGAGGGGCUCUCGCGCUCCAACUCCUGCCGCGCCAUGCUGCCCUGGCGAAGGAAUAAGUUUGUUCUGGUCGAGGAUGAAGCCAAGAAUAAACCCAAGAGCCUGGGGACCGGGCUGACCUACCAGUCCAUCCUCUCUUCCCUGCUGCGCUCCUGUCCUGACUUGCUGCCCGACUGCCCCUUCAACUGGGUGGGCAACAUCUUCCACACCAAGCGGCAAAAGGUGGAACUGAACAAAGAGGAGCCUGUUUACAACGUGCGCUACCUGGGGAGCGUGGUCACCAUCACGGCCAAGGGGGAUGGCUGCACCCAGGAAGCGGUGGCCAAGAUCUGGGCUCGGAGCAACUACGGCGAGCAGAGUGUCAAGAUGAGGCUAACGGUGGGGCCGCAAGGCGUCAGGAUGAGCGCCGACAAAUCUGGGAGGAAGAAACCUCUUCAUCUUUACUCUCUGAACAGGAUCACUCACUGCGCUGCCGACCCGUGCCGGCCCAAGAUCCUGGCCUGGGUCUACCGGCACCAGGUCAAGAACAUGGCAGUGGUGCUUCGGUGUCACGCCGUCCUGGUGAGCAAGUCGGAGAAGGCCCGAGCCAUCGCCCACAGCCUCUGCCAGAACACCACCUCCGCCUUCAGCGAGUUCAAGCGGCUGAAGCGUCAGAGUGAUUUCCGGCACUGCCAGCGGCAGCUGCUGGGUGAGGAGGCGGUGCCCCUGAUGCCGCUGAGGAGGCUGCUGAACGGGCAGUGCCACUACAGAACAACUGCCGACCACCCCGGGCGUGCCGCCCGCCUCUGCUCCAUCACAGAGGAGGAGGAGGAGGAGGAGGAGGAGGAGGAGGAGGAUGAUGAGGACAGCAAAGACAAGAAGCAGGAGGUGGAGCAAUCACGAGAAAUUGUAGAGGAGCAGCAGGAGACACAGAGGGUUUUAACAACAAACACGGACCCGACUCAGUUAUUGUCGGAGUUGGACAUCGGGGAUAUCGCCAGGCUGGAGCAGUGCCAAAUCAACUUUGUCAGUGACAUCACCAACAACACGUUUACGUUUAUGACCUCUCUGGUGUGACUGAAUCGUCAUUUGAAGAAUUUCUGCAAACACACCCCCCCCCCCCCCCCCCCCCCCCCCCCCCCUCCCCCUCCCUCCCCUGCUCUGUCCGUGUAAUGUGAAGUGUUCACCAGAAACUUCUCCCACUUCCAGGAGGCCGAGAAACGGCAGACGAUCUCUGCGUCGGAGUCAUUUCUUCUUCUUCUAUUCCGGCCCGACGGCUCAGACGCUGGAACUGUGUCAGUUCGGGGGGAAGCUGUUUACAAAGAGGGCUGCUGAUGCACAGACGAGCGAAAAAGCACAAUGACCGACGAGGACGCCGGUGGUUAUAGAAAAACCCCCGAGAGGGCCGACGCUGAGAUCACCGACAUGCGGGUCACAUGUCGACCACAGCGCCGUGCGGGAUGUGUUUACCAGUCCUCUGUCUCUUAUUUGAGUAGAAUCAAUGCCGCGUUGGCCAGCAGGGACGUUUUUUCGGAUCGACUUGUAAUAUUUUUUCAGGGAGGCUCUUUGUAUAUUUGUGUAAUGUUUUUCUAAUAUGACAAUCCUCACUGACGUUUGGUUCACAGACUGACAUGAACUUUGUUACGGUUUUGCUAAUGUUCACAGCCGACUAAUGAAUAAGGCUAUAAUUUAGGACGGAAGCCAUUGAGUGGACUUGUUUAUUGCUGCCAUUUGUUACUGCCCUUAUUAUUUAUGCAUGACAUGUCAGCAUUAACCUUUUCAUGCCCGAGCUUUCCUCGUUUUUGUUUUUUUGUUUAGUCAUGUGAUAUCUCUUUAAAAUGAACACUGUGAUAAACGUGUGACCAGGGACAAACCACACAACUAUUGACGUAUUGCAUUGUUUAAAACGUACAUCUAUUCUAGUUUCAACUGGUAACGACAACUUCAACAACAACAACAACAACAACAACAACAACAACAACAACAACAUAUUUCACUUUGUCAUUGCUGUGCUCUUUGGCCAAGUUUUGCUAAUGCAGUGAUUUCUUUUUGUCCAUGUGAGCCCUUGCAAAAACCCCUUACAAGUUAACACACAAUCUGUUUUGGAUAAAACUGCAAACCAAUGUUCCUGUUGAUAAUAUCUGUGCUACUGUCUGAAGUUGCAUUGUGAUCAUCAUGAGAGGGAGCUUUCUAUUUUCCAAAUAUGAUGAAUAAAAAUUACCCUCACUUGGGUUCCCUGCUUGAA